UUUACAGUUGAUUUUCUUGCAGACGAUUCAAACAAGGAGACACUUGAUUUGUCGAGGCGUGGGCUUAAGAAAAUAGAGAAAGCGCCUCCCGAAGAAUCUAAAUCUAUCAUUAAUUUGAUUCUCGACCAGAAUGAACUUCAGCGGCUGGACAAUAUCGAUUCAUACAAUCGAGUUGAGAGCUUAUCAAUAUGCAACAAUUUUCUUGUCCGUAUGCAUGGAGUGUCCAGACUGUCCAACAUCCGGGUCUUAGCCCUCAACAACAAUGGUAUUCUACAGAUAGAAGGGCUAAAAGAUAUGAUAUAUUUAAAGGUUUUGAAAUUAGCUGGAAACAACAUCAAGUCAAUAGAACACCUGAACCACAACAUACACCUAGAGCAUUUGGACCUCUCCAACAAUCAGAUAUCAUUUAUCGCUGAUAUAUCUUAUAUGAAAAAUUUAAAGCAUUUAAAUCUGGAACGUAACCGUAUAAUGGAUCUACGGCAGUGUGAGCGCUACCUACCAUCCCAGCUCUCACAUCUAGGUCUCGCUCAUAACAAUAUACAGGAUUUGAAUGAAGUAUCUCAUUUAGUGCAUCUCAGUCAGUUGGAUAGUUUUACUAUGCAAGGCAAUCCGUGCGUCGCUAUGGCUGGGAAGGACAAAUUAGGCUUUGAUUACCGUCCUUUCAUUCUGAACUGGAUAAUGAGCGUGAAGUCAAUUGAUGGCUUUAUAGUGAGUGCUAUUGAAAGCCUGAAGGCCGAGUGGCUGUACAGCCAGGGCAAGGGCCGCCACUUCCAGGCGGGCCAGCAGCGCGAGCUGUGCGCCUACCUCGCCGCCAGCUGCCCGCUCACCGCCGACGCGCUCGAGACCGAGGACCAGAGGAAGCUGAGGCUCAUACUGAGCAAGGCUCAACAUCACCAACAACAACUCAAGGAUCAGAACCACAGUCCGGUUAAAUCCAGAAUACAGUCACCGAGAAUGCAGUCACGUAUAUCCCAGCGGCACGUAGGCAAGUCUCCGGAUCGUCUAAGCUCAAGUUUCCACGCCGCCUUGGCCCAUAAAGGCUCCCCUUCACACCUAAUGUCAGCCUCGUGUUCUGGGGAACUUCCGUCUCAUACCCACAACCCACCGUCUACAUUUGAAAGUCCCCAACACUCAGACCGCAAGGACAGAAGUUCGGAAUGCACGCCGCCACCCCAAGCCAAACCAGUGAACACAUCUCUGGAAGCCGCAUCGAAAAUGGUGCCUGUACCAGAAUCUCUAAUGAGUCCCGACUAUCAGGACCCUAUAUACGACAUACAGAAAACUAUACCAAAAUGCACAAAUUCGACCAACAGCGUGUCCAACUCCUCACAAUCGAGCACUAGUAGCGUUAAUGAGGAAAAACGGCAAGCGAUUAGCAAAAAUCUCAAAGGAUCACCAAAACUUACAAAGAGUGUAACAUCGUCCCCUAAACUAAAGUCUAAAGUUGAAAGAAAGGGUAGUCUCUCGAAGAUUGAAACCAAAAAUGAGAGAAAGUUAAAUGGAAACAGUGAUAAAGAGGACAAUAUAGAUCCGGAUAAGCUGGAAGUGAUAAAGCUCGCGUCGAAUCAGAGGCGCCAGAAGAAGAUGAGUGUGGAAACGAUGGCAGCGGUUACUAUACAAAAGAUGUGGCGUGGGUACCGGAGCCGGAACCUUAAUAAGGACACCUUGAGGAUAUUACAUGCGAUACAGGCGGCAAGGGCGAGGCAGCAUAUACAACGUCUAACAUGCGAUAUGGAAGCAACAAAAGCGGCGUUAGAAAGUGAGAGGAAGAUCCAGCAGUUGCAGAUGCAAGCGAUCAACGCGCUCUGGAAGAAAGUGUCAACGUUGCAGAGUACCGAUCCUAAGAACAGAGAGUCGGAAUCUGAAGAUAAUUCAGAAGCUCUGCGGCAGCUUACAAAUAUAUGUGUUUCCUUGCAAGUUCAGGUGUCGGAGUUGCAGGGCUGCAUGCGAGAGGUGUUGCGCUCAGUGAAUCGAAGUCGCACCUCUCCGGUGACAGUGGCAGCACCGGUCGCUACGCAGACCGAGAUCAGCGCUGUCGUCACACCACAGGAGGAGCGCGGCGGCGGGUUGCGGCGGCCGCAGUGGCUGGCGCUGGCUCCCGCGCGCACCGAUAAACCUACAGAAGUAGACAAUCUGGACAUAGAACGAACGGAGUCAGUGAUCGAAGAGCCGAGCAUAGAAAAUCACAACGAGCGGGAAAUUAUUACCGACUGAUGCUGUUACAUGUUUUACCGCUUUAGCAUUAAGGUCCAUUGUCGCAUGCUUCGCUUAAAUAAGCCAAAAUUUCUUAUUAAAAAGACACUUACUCUUUCUAUCUCUUUCACGCUUUACUCACAAUAAUAGUGAGAAAGAGAUAGACAUAGGUCAGAAAGUACGUCUUAAAGAGAAAUCACGCGGCUAAACAACGAGCUUACGUAUCACGCACUGUUAAGUUUUUCUUUUUUUUUAAUUUAGCUGUGAUUUAAAUGUCAAAAGACAGAAAAAAAGACAGAGGCUUAAUUUUUUUUAUAAAUUUUGUACUUCUAAAUUGUUAACAUGACAAAAAAAUGCCCUUAAAUGUUGCCAAUGUCGAAAAUAGUAGUGUAAGGUAUUUUGAAUCUUAUUUAUUUAGCUCACGCAAAUUAGUUAUUUUAUUUAAUCUCAUGACACUAGAUUUAAUUAUUUAUUACUAUUAUUUAAUGUAUAAGUUUAACGUAGAACUAAAUGAACACGAAUGGCUCACUCACAAAUCAACAUAUUAGUAUUAGAGAUCACUUUACUUUUCUACAGAAUAUAAAACAUUUAAAUGUACCACUCAACAUAUUUAAUUAAUAAAAAAAAAAAAAACGUUAUAUUAA
Melitaea cinxia (Glanville fritillary) is the source of this 2837-nucleotide messenger RNA. It is a transcript of the gene Cep97, whose product is annotated as centrosomal protein of 97 kDa. The annotation marks the transcript as partial. Lineage: Eukaryota; Metazoa; Arthropoda; Insecta; Lepidoptera; Nymphalidae. The transcript is spliced from 14 exons. The record is from RefSeq and is a predicted model, not a curated record. Gene Ontology annotation, molecular function: protein binding.